Cornus florida is the source of this 5821-nucleotide messenger RNA. Its product is annotated as histone acetyltransferase HAC1-like. The record is from RefSeq and is a predicted model, not a curated record. The transcript is spliced from 15 exons. Gene Ontology annotation, molecular function: chromatin DNA binding; transcription coactivator activity; histone acetyltransferase activity. NCBI's taxonomy places the organism in Eukaryota, Viridiplantae, Streptophyta, Magnoliopsida, Cornales, Cornaceae. Gene Ontology annotation, biological process: positive regulation of transcription by RNA polymerase II. Gene Ontology annotation, cellular component: histone acetyltransferase complex; transcription regulator complex. The coding region runs from base 489 to 5042 and encodes 1517 amino acids.
UUGACCUAAAGUUUAAUGUUUAUUAGAAGGUCAUUUUAAUUAGAAUUAAAUUUUAACUUAACUCUUAAUCAACCCACGCCCAUAAACAAAUAAACCCUAAACCUCCUAAACCUAAAGCCGCCACACGACCUACUACGCCGCCACAAAAUAUUCCAUCGCCGCCACACGACCUACUCCUUCCUGUUGGUUGGGGUUGUUUAUCGGAACAGGUUUCGGAGUUGGUCAAAGUUGGGGUGGUUUCACGCCAUCCCAUACACCUCCCACCUAUCCAUUCUCGGCUCGAUCCCAUGAAUCUUGUCUUGCACCGAUAAAACAGGAAAGAGUGAUCGUGCUUGUUUGGUUUGGAAUAUGAGAUGCCUACGAAAUAAUGCUAAAGGUAGAGAUUUCUUCAAUAUCGCGUGUUGUGGUCCUACAUACGACAAAAUUGUUGAAGUUGACGCAGACACAGAGAAAAGCACCAAAAUGAAUAAACUCUUAUAAACAACAAGAUGGACAUAAAAGCAUACCUUUUGCGGAAGUUCAGCAGUCAAAUACCAAACAGAUCUAUCAAGGAAAACGUAGUUCAGCGUGAAAUAUGCGAUGCUAAUGCCAAUCGACAAGAACCCUUCUUUCCGGCUUCCUCAUUUUCACCCAUUUGCAUGACGAAUCCAGCUCUGGGUACGUCCCCUGGAUUUCAAGACUCAAGUUCACAAUGCCCUACGUUUGACUACUGCAUGACCGCUAGAAUUGGAUGUAAUAAAUUAAGGAUUGGCAAUGCUUGUGAUCGGGAGUUCUUUAAUGGUCAGUUAGUUCAGCGGGAAAUAUGUGAUGCUAAUGCCAGACAACAAGUACCCUGCUUUCCAGCUUCCUCAUAUUCACCCAUAUGUAUGACAAAUCCAGCUCUGGGGAUGUCCCCUGGCUUUCAAGACUCAAGUUCACAAUUCCCUACAUUUGAUUGCUUUGUGACUCCGAGAAUCGGACCUAAUACGUUGAGGACCAUCAAUGCUUGUGAACGUGACUUCUUUGAAGGGUCCUUGCGUAAUGGUUAUAACCUGUUAUUGGGCACUACUGUUGUUGAUUGUGAAGGAAAAAACAAGCUUUCUCCACCAGAGGGCGUAAUUCAGAUUGCUAGCAAGAUGGUUCCUUCUCAUGAACGUAUUUCGUCCAACAAAGCACUUCCUAGGCAGUACUGGAAUUAUGAUAAUGGACCUUUUAAUGGUGGACCUACUCUUCCUGGCAGUAAUUUACAGUAUAUCCCAGAGAAAUCAUCAGAAAACUAUAUUCAACAGCGAUGCCAUGGUCAGGAUAUGCUUUCCAAUUAUGCAGGUGAAUUGAACUAUUCACACUAUAGAGGUUUCAUGGAGAAUGCUCAUAAUGUUUGUGAUGUGGGGUUUCCAUCACCGUGGGAGCAAAAAUUGGAGUUUCCUUAUUCAAAUUUGCAAAACUCACAACAGGGUACACGGUGGAUUCCUCAAGCCUCUGAUGCUUUGAAUAAUCUGAUCGACAAUCCUCCCAGAUCAAAGAUUGAGGAUUUAUUGCAAUCUCAGCUGUUGAUGCCAAGGUCUCAAGAGUUCCGUCAGUGGCACCACCAGCCUUAUGUGCAACUUGAUAAGCCGUCUGAGGCCCAGAGUUGCCUGGUUGAAGACAAAAAAUGUUGUAAUGAAACAGCAGGGCAAGAGGCAUCUAAGCUUCCUGAGCUCCAUUCAGAACAAUCUCUUGGUAUUACUAGUGAACUUUACCAGGGAUCUAGAAAACCAAAUAAUGGUCUUAAAAGGGCUUUCUCUGGUAGAGAUCUUAGUGACACCAAAUCUGGCAUUAAAGAAGAUGUUUUGCCUCCUUCAAAAUGUCUGAAGACGGAAAAUUUUGAUUCCUUUGAAAGCGCAGUUUGUCAUGAAGUUGAUCCAGCAAUUAAUCAACCUUAUGCAUCUGAACAACUUUCACGCUUGAUGCAACGGCAUGAAACUCCGGUAGCUCAUAGUUCAGUUGUAAUGAAGGUGGACACAGAACUUCUAAUUCCCAUACAAGGCCCCACAAGAACUAGUGUAACUUGGAAUGAUGCCUCAGAUACUCCUCAGAGCUUGGACUUCAAGAGUACACCUAUUCCUGCUGAAGUGUUUAUUGGGGGUUGUAGACACGGGGAGAUAGAGUGUACGUGCAUAAGUGAGAAAAGAAAUGCUGUCGGAGAAAUUUGUCACUCAAAAGAGCCCCUUGAUAGUCAUAAAGAGGAGGAGAUACAAGUGAGGACCAUGUCCAACCAGGCCGGCCCGGUAGCUGAUAGUUCAGUUGUAAUGGAGGUGGACACAGAACUUCUAACUCCCAUACAAGGCCCCACAAGAACUAGUGUAACUUGGAAUGAUGCCUCAGAUACUGCUCAGAGCUUGGACUUCAAGAGUACACCUAUUCCAGCUGAAGAGUUUAUUGGGGGUUGUAGACACGGGGAGAUAGAGCGUACAUGCAUAAGUGAGAAAAGAAAUGCCGUCGCAGAAAGUUGUCACUUGGAAAAGCCCCUUGAUAGUCAUGAGGAGGAGGAGAUCCAAGUGAGGACCAUGUCCGACCAGGCCAGCCCAGAAACAAAAGGUGAUUUAAUUGCCCCUGCAGCUGAUAAUGAGUCUGCAAAGAAGUCAGAGGAACCAAAUAUACCAGUCGUGUCUUUUGCUGAUUUUUUGACGGCAGAGCAAAUAAAGGAGCAUAUCUCCAGUCUUAGGCAAUGGAAUAAUCAGUAUUGCGAUGCAUUCCAUUUGAAACCGAGUAUCAUGAAGGAAGCAUCAGAAAAUACAAUCGCACAUUCUGUUGGUGAAGGCUCGUGCCAGUUGUGUGCCAUGGGAAAGCUUGUGUUCGCUCCGGCACCAAAGUAUUGCUCAACUUGCAGUGCUCGUAUAAAACCCAAUUUGUUUUAUUAUCACGGGCUGGAUGAAAAGGGUACACAACAUUGCUUUUGUCCCUCAUGCUUUAGGGAGUCUCGUGGUGGUAGCAUCUCAUUCCAAGGGGUUUCCAUUUCCAAAGCAAAUCUGUACAAGUCUUGUAAUAAUGAGGAAAAUGAAGAAUCGUGGGUUCAAUGUAAUAAAUGUGAACAAUGGCAACACCAGAUAUGUGGUCUCUACAAUAAGAAACAAGAUUUGGAAGGAAAAGCAGAGUACCUUUGUCCAAAAUGCCAUUUAGAAGAAACAGAAAUUGGAGAGCAGAUGCCUUUAUCAAAGACUACAGCAUUUGGAGCAAAAAAUCUGCGAAAGACUAGGCUUAGUGAUCACAUUGAGCAAAGGCUCUUUAGGCGUCUCAAGCAAGACAGAGAAGAGAGGGCAAAGGCUUUAGGAAAGAACUUUGAUGAGGUACCUGAAGCAGCUGAUCUCAUUGUCAGAGUGGUGUUAUCUGUCAAAAAACAAUUGAAAGUGAAACAGCAAUUUUUAGAUAUCUUCCAAGACGAGAAUUAUCCUGCAGAAUUCCCAUACAGAUCAAAGGUGAUUCUUUUGUUUCAGAAAAUUCAAGGUGUAGAUGUAUGCCUUUUCGUAAUGUAUGUUCAAGAGUUUGGUUCAGAAUGCUGUCCACCAAAUCAACGUUGUGUUUAUAUAUCGUAUCUUGAUUCUGUCAAGUACUUCAUACCAGAGAUUGAUUCUGUUAAUGGCGAAGCUCUUCGAACCUUCGUUUACCAUGAAAUAUUGAUAGGAUAUCUAGAGUAUUGCAAGAAACGAGGUUUUGCAACCUGCUAUAUAUGGGCCUGCCCACCUUUAAAAGGAGAAGAUUAUAUUUUAUAUUGCCAUCCAGAGACACAGAGAACACCAAAAGCUGAUAAGCUGAGGCGGUGGUACAAGUCAAUGCUAAAAAAAGCAACCAAUGAGAACAUUGUGGUGGAUACCACUAAUUUAUAUGAUGAAUUCUUUUUUUCUACUGGAGAAAGCAGAACCAAGAUAACUGCAGCUCGUUUACCAUAUUUUGAUGGUGACUAUUGGUCAACUGCUGCUGAAAAUGUGAUUAGAAAGAUUGAGGAAGAAAGUGGAGGAGAUUUACAAAGGAAGGUGAAAAAACUAACGACAAAGAGAAAUUUAAAAGCCAUGGGGCAUACCAAUCCUUCUGGUGAUGCAGUGAAAGAUAUUCUACUGAUGCAUAAACUGGGGCAAACCAUCUUACCCCUGAAGGAAGACUUUAUAAUGGUCUCCUUGCAAUACACUUGCACAUGCUGCCAUGAAGUGAUACUAACUGGAAGCAGAUGGAUUUGCAAUCAAUGCAAAAAAGUUCAGCUAUGUGAAAGAUGCCAUGCUGUCAAGCAAAAUGUCAAUGAGGAUGGAACGCACACUUCCCAGAGUGGGGAAAGACACUUACUCUUUCAGGUGGUGGUGGAUGACGUGCCUGCUGAUACUGAGGACAAUGACUUAUCUUUCGAUAAUGAUUUCUUUGAGAUUAGGAAUACUUUCUUAAACUUCUGUCAGGAGAACAAUUAUCAGUUUGAUACACUUCGUCAUGCCAAGCAUUCUUCACUGAUGAUCCUGUAUCAUCUCCGGAAUCUGAUAGCACCAAGUUCUGGGACCAGCUGCAGCAUUUGCCAUAAGGAUAUUAUGGUAAACCAGGGCUGGCAUUGUGAGACAUGUCCAGAGUUUGAUGUUUGUGCUGCAUGCUAUCAAACAAAAUGUGGUGAGUGUUGUGUUCAUCAUAAGUUAGCUAGGCGUCCUGCUGCUGCUAAUUGUGAGUCAAACAGUAAACAGGCUCAGCCUCAGCGAGUAAAGUUCAAUGAAAUAUUGGAUGUUAUACCACAUACCGCUCAAUGCCAUGUAACGCAAAGCAAUCCCUGUUCCUACCCGAUGUGCCGUAUAAUCAAAGGAAGCCUCAGGCAUGCAAGUCAAUGCAGUCAUUUUGGGGGUGCUGGGCAUUGUAAACCAUGCCAUUUAACCAAGAUGAUACUGGAGGUCCACUCAAAAUUUUGUAGAGAUUCAGAUUACAGAGUACCGCUUUGCAGGCCUUUGAAGAGUAAGUUAGAAAACUUUAAUUUCAGUCUAAAACUCCGUGAAGGGCUGCUACGACUGUUCGGGAAGCACCCGAGGUUGCUGGAACUGGUUGAUUGUCCAAGUGUAUAGUUAUUGAUGGAGCAUCAACGACAGCAGCCGCUUAUACUGAUCAAUACAAUUCAAAGUAGCAUUGAAUAUAUACUGACUUGUUUCUUUUGACGGUUGUAUAGACUGCACUUGCAGUGAGUUCAUUCAAACGGUGAUUCAUGUGAAUAAAAGGAUGCUUAUUAAUUACUAUUCAUGAAUAAAAAUAUCCAGUGAUCAGUUUUGCCUUCUAGGCAUGAAAUCAACGUGUGUGUCGUGUGUGUGUGUGUGUGUGUGUUUUUUUUUUUUUUUCCUUCUCUCUCUACUGAUAAUUUGAUUGUGCCUUGACCAAUUAAGCUUUCAGAGAAAUUCAAUCCCUUGAAUUCCCUUGAUUGGGAUUGGCGAUGCCCAUAAGACCUAAUGGUUCUGAACUGCUGGCUUUGGUAAUUGUGGCCUAACGGAACAUUUGGUUUGUAUACUCUAACUUAUAGUUGUUCUUAACAAGCUUAUUAUUGGCUUCAUAUUUAAUUUUUUUCAAAUUGUUGUGUCUGAACUAAUUUUGUGUCUGGGAAUUUUGUUCAAUGCAGGUGAGAAGCCAUAUUUGGCAAUCUCCGGUGUGUCAUGGAACUAAAUAUGUUAGUCUGGAUUGGGGUCUGGACUAUUUAAUAAUUUCUCUUAUAGCGUUAAAAUAUCUUUUAAGUGAAUUUUAACAUCUAAAGAAUAGAAGAAAAAGAAUAGCACCAUUGUAAAAUAUCCCAAUGCUUUUUAUUUUUUAUUUGUUGUAUUCUUUUGUUUGUUCACGUAUCCAAAUGCUUUUUCAACGC